Ostrea edulis (European flat oyster) is the source of this 1953-nucleotide messenger RNA. Its product is annotated as transmembrane emp24 domain-containing protein 2-like. Gene Ontology annotation, cellular component: Golgi apparatus; endoplasmic reticulum; endoplasmic reticulum-Golgi intermediate compartment. The record is from RefSeq and is a predicted model, not a curated record. The transcript is spliced from 4 exons. Lineage: Eukaryota; Metazoa; Mollusca; Bivalvia; Ostreida; Ostreidae. Bases 305 to 916 code for a protein of 203 amino acids. Gene Ontology annotation, biological process: endoplasmic reticulum to Golgi vesicle-mediated transport; intracellular protein transport; Golgi organization.
CUCGUACGGAGAACGGCGAUCUCGAACGCACUCCAGGACGGAAUUCUGCCGCUAGAUAAGGCGUUCGCACUCGUAAUCAGUCAAAUCGUGUAUCUCUCAGAUAGUGCACAGCGCUGUGCGCUAUUUAAGAGAUCUGUAUUUUAAUCAGAUUGUAAUCAGUCUAACUUUUAUUCGGCGUUUAGGAUCGGGCUCAAGAAACACACGCAUGCGCACAAGCGAUCUUACGUGGCAUCCUGUUUUCAUUUUAUCCGACGUGUUUGUAACUAGGCUUUAAUUUUCAAAUUACGUGUUCUUUGUAUUUAACAUGAAGUAUUCACACGUAUUCGUUACAUUAAUUUUGAUAUUUAGUUUUAAAACUAUUGAAUGUUAUUUUUUAAACAUCGAUGCACACGCUGAGGAAUGUUUCUUCGACAAAGUGACAUCUGGGACAAAAAUGAGUUUAAUGUUCGAAGUUGCCGAAGGUGGCUUCCUCGAUAUAGACGUUAAGAUAUAUGGACCGGAUGGGAAAGUUAUCCAUCAGGGAGAUAGAGAAUCCAAUGGGAAAUACACAUUUGCAGCCCACAUGGAUGGUGUUUACAGAUACUGUUUCAAUAACAAAAUGUCCACUGUGACACCAAAGAUCCUCAUGUUCACUAUGGACAUUGGAGAGAAGCCUAAAGAGGCAGAUAACAUGGAAAGUGAUGCUAGUCACAACAAGUUGACAGAUAUGAUUAAUGAACUGUCUACAGCACUCACUGGAGUUAAACACGAACAGGAAUACAUGGAAGUCAGAGAGAGAAUUCACAGAGCAAUUAAUGAAAACACAAACUCUCGAGUUGUGUUGUGGUCAUUCUUUGAAGCCUUGGUGUUGGUUGCCAUGACCUUGGGACAAGUCUACUAUUUAAAGAGAUUCUUUGAAGUCCGAAGAGUAGUUUAAUCACUAAGAACUGUAGAAAAUUCUUCAAUUUAACUCAAGUGUCCUUUUAAGAAAAAUAAAUUUAUGUGAUCGAGAAAUUGAAUUUUUAAAGAAAAGUUUCUUUGCAUUUUAUAGAAAUAAAUUGUUCUUGGAUUUGGAAAUAUAUAAAACAAAAUGGAAAAAGCUAUGACUUUAAUGCACAAUGUUUCAAAGUGAGCAAAUAUUUACCAGGUACUUGAACUUAUUGCUAGCAGCAGUAUGCAUCUGUGCAAAUUAUGUAACUGAUUUAUUUGGUGUGAAAGAGUGUGGCCUAAUGUUUGAAUGUGUGGGAAAAUAUCAAAUAUUUGUUACCAUGUGGUUCACAACAGUUGAAUGGAACUUAAAAUCUGGAAAUAUUGUAUUGAUUGUGGGCAGAAGUAUCAUCAUAAAACAAUUUAUUAAAAAAUAAAUGUUGAAAGAUUUCAGAGUAAGACAUUAAGGAUUGUUUUAAAUCCAGUUAUAAGUAUAUUGAGAUUUGAGUGGGGUAUAUAUAAUUUUGUUAUGAGUGGACAUUCCUGUGUGGUUUUUGUUAAAUGCAAUAUAUUAUGUAUAUGUCAUGCUUGUGUGAAAUUUACAUUUUAAAUACAUGUAUAUAUGUGAUCAUGUGCAUUGUCCCCAAAUUCAUAUUUAAAUCUAUAGCAUUUUUUUCCAUGAAAGGUGAUAGAGUCUUUGUUUAAAAUUAUAUAUGAAAUUUUUUCAUUUUGCAUUUUAUGGUGAACAGAAAGUCCCUUGAUAUGUUAUAGAAACAAGCCAAGAUUAAGAGCAUGAGAUAGUUCAUUAGACAGUCUUUGCAGAAAUGCAUAUCAAUUUAUUAUGGUAUUUAAGGUUGUUUUGAACUGCUUUCAGAUAUGUAUUUAAAGGACUACUUGUACAAUGGAAUGUUUACUAAUUGUAAAUCAUAAAUAGAGGAAUACACAUGGUAAUGACAAAAACUUUGCUUUAGAAACCGAUCAAACAAAUCUUCUGUUGUUUCUUUUGUUGCACUUUUAUGUAUCAGUAAAUAUGUCAGAAAAAAGAAA